ACUUAUUUAUUUUGAAUUUAUUUAUAACUGAAUUUGUUACCUGACGAAUAUUAUCAUGGAAAAACAAGAGGAAAAUUAUAAGAUUAUAUAUAUAGACGAAGAAAAAAUGGACAAAGAAGAAAAUAAUGCAUGUAAGAGGAGAAAGAGCAGGGUAUUGGUUACACUAAUCAUCGGGCUCCUUGUUACCUGCUAUUACAUAUUUGUGGUGGAGCUGUGCAUAUUUACUGUACCAUCACAAGAGUUAAAGGCAACUUUCCUGGUGAUGUUCCACAUUUUGUUCCUCCUGUGUGUGUGGAGUUAUCUUCGGGUUGUUAUAACGCCUCCAGCCGUCCCUCCUGAAACAUUCCGCCUAUCGGAGUCUGACAAGCAGCUGUAUCUGAGUGAGGAGAGGCCAGAAGUGCAGGAGCAAAUCCUCAGCCGUGCGGCCAAAAACUUGCCUUUAUAUUACAAUAUAGAUUCAAAAACACCAAUUAAGUACUGUAGAAAAUGCCAAUUCAUAAAGCCAGACAGGUGCCAUCAUUGUACAGCGUGUGACAUCUGUAUACUGAAAGUGGAUCAUCAUUGCGUAUUUCUAAACAACUGCGUGGGAUUUUCCAACUACAAGUUCUUCCUCCUGUUCCUGCUCUAUGUUCCCCUACUGCUUAUAUUCACUAGUGCAGUGUCCCUUUAUUGCUCCAUACUGUUCUGGACUGGUCAAGUGACAAACAUGGAUUCCAAAGACUCAGUCAUUGCGCUGUUCUGCAUGAGUACAAUGUUCUGUAUAAUCUUUUGUUAUCGGUAUAUUUAUGAACAUUACUCACUGGUUUUAAUGAAUGACACUCUUUUAGAGUUUAAUGAAGGCAUACAUUGUAAGUAUAAUCCCUAUGACUUGGGCUACAGAAAGAACUGGAGACAAGUGUUUGGCAAUAAAAAGAGAUAUUGGUUCAUCCCAAUCUUCAGCAGUUUAGGAGAUGGCUCCUCAUUCCCACUGGGUGAUGCCAAAGACGACAUAGAGAAAAAUGGGGCUAUUGACUGCCAAACUUCUAAAUGAGUCCCAAAAACAACUCUCAGAAGUGAAAACAAUGCAGAAAAGUUCAUGGCGCUUGAAUUUCAUGCAGAAUUUUAGUUCCACAUUAAAGAGAGAGAGAAAAGCUGAAACUUAUCAAGAUGUGUUAUGGGGAGUAUUUAUAAAGAAGUGAAGUUCGUAGACUUUAACUCAUAGCGUCACAGCAUCACAAAUUUGCAACUUUGCUACAUAUUCAAUGUCUUGUUACAGAAACCCUUUGUAAUUGUUAUUGAAAUAAAUAUUUAUAUUUCUCUAAUAUUGUUGCAUCAUUGGUCAUUUUUGUACCUAUAGGGGGCAGCACCUCAUAACUAGGGUGAAAAACGACACCAAUUACAUUUGCACUUACCAAAAUAAUAGAAACAGAUCCAGUGAAAGGUCUAAACUUCAUAAUGGGAUAGCGGCUCAU
Messenger RNA from Xenopus laevis (African clawed frog), 1451 nucleotides. Its product is annotated as palmitoyltransferase ZDHHC20-like. The record is from RefSeq and is a predicted model, not a curated record. The transcript has a single exon. Lineage: Eukaryota; Metazoa; Chordata; Amphibia; Anura; Pipidae. Bases 56 to 1030 code for a protein of 324 amino acids.